CACAUGUUGUAGCAGCUUGCUCCGACCUACAGGGUGGUGCUCGCAUUUCACAUUAUGAAUUUGUCGACGCUUGGUAUUCUGCAUACAACUAUCAACAAACCUACAAAGAGUGUUUUCGUCCACCAUACGAUAGUCGACAUUGGACACAAGAUGGGCCACGGAUAUUACCUCCACUGUAUAAAAGAUCGGCGGGGCGCCCUCGUUCCGUGCGUAUUAGAAAUAGUAUGGAUGACGGACGUGAAGGAGCUAGGAGGAGAAAUAAGUGCAGUAGAUGUGAUCAACCGGGUCACAACAAAAAUAGGUGUCCAGUUAGUAUUAGGCGUUGAUUUGUAUUAUGUAUCGUUUUGCACUAUGUCAUUCGUAGUUGUUAUCUUUGAAGCGUAUGAUACUCGUUAUUUGUAAUAUGUUCUGUAUGCAACUCCGUUCAUUUCACCCAUGCAUUUGUAUUAUGUAGCGUUUUGCACUAUGUCCGAACCAAUUUGUAAUAUGCUAUGUAUGAUACUGUGUUCAUUGCACUUUGUAUAUAUGCUCAUAUUUUAAUCACAGGUCUAUUCAUUAUGGAUCCGGGACCGGAGAAUCCCGACGUUUUGUACCUUCAGGCGAGUCAUUGUUCAGACCAUAUUGGUUCGGGAGAGCCCGUACCAGAGUACACGAUGAUCGAGCAUUCCCAUAGUCAUUCGGCAUGGGUCAUAGAGGAUGAGAGGGUACUAGCUUUGAUCGCUCAGGCCGGUUUUCGACCGUGUUCGACGAUUCGUUAUAUCAGGCUUGAUUGGCCGCUUAUCACUGCUUUGAUUGAGAGGUGGAGGCCAGAGACCAACACCUUUCACAUGCAUAUAGGGGAGUGCACGAUCACUUUACAGGACGUGGCCGUCAUACUUGGGCUCCGGAUUGAUGGACCGGUAGUUACGGGCACCGACGAUCAUAGUUGGCCGGAGGUAUGUGGCCGGCUACUUGGACAGGUUCCCGACUUGAGGAGUGGUGCGAUGAAGCUAUCGUGGCUUCGUCAGACAUUUCAGGGCGACAUACCAGAGGAUGCCUCUGAUGAGACGCUCCAGUUUCAUGCUCGUGCAUACAUAUUGCACAUGAUAGGGUGCGUACUAUUUCCUGAUGCGAGCAAGACUCUCGUACAUGCACGAUGGCUGCCACUGCUGGAGGAUUUUGGUGUAUGCGGGGCACUAUCGUGGGGCAGUGCGGUGUUGGCAUAUUUGUAUCGAGAAUUGAGUAGAGUAUCUCUGAUGCAGAAUAAAGAAUUCAAGGGAUGCUGUAAAUAUACAAAACCUGCACAGAAGCUGUGCAUGCUGGGUGACCUGCAACUUCACGGGAGUUGA
Molecule: messenger RNA, 1328 nt
Organism: Asparagus officinalis (garden asparagus)
Lineage: Eukaryota; Viridiplantae; Streptophyta; Magnoliopsida; Asparagales; Asparagaceae
Product: protein MAIN-LIKE 1-like
Exons: 3
Coding region: 492-1328 (278 amino acids)
Biological process (GO): meristem maintenance; meristem development
Source: RefSeq, a predicted model, not a curated record